Messenger RNA from Dromaius novaehollandiae (emu), 7281 nucleotides. It is a transcript of the gene MAN1A2, whose product is annotated as mannosidase alpha class 1A member 2. The coding region runs from base 613 to 2544 and encodes 643 amino acids. Gene Ontology annotation, molecular function: calcium ion binding; mannosyl-oligosaccharide 1,2-alpha-mannosidase activity. The record is from RefSeq and is a predicted model, not a curated record. Gene Ontology annotation, cellular component: extracellular exosome; Golgi membrane; endoplasmic reticulum. The transcript is spliced from 13 exons. Gene Ontology annotation, biological process: carbohydrate metabolic process; mannose trimming involved in glycoprotein ERAD pathway. NCBI's taxonomy places the organism in Eukaryota, Metazoa, Chordata, Aves, Casuariiformes, Dromaiidae.
GCGUGCGCCGCACGCCGCCGCGCAGGCGCAGUGGGGCUGGGGAGAGCGUCCGGAGUGGAAUUGCGGUAGCCGUUCCCGGCUCUGUGCGUCGUUGCCCGCGGGGCGGCGGGGAUGAACCUCUGUGCGGCCCGGCCCCGCGGACACGGCUGGAGAGGCGCCGCGCGCCCGGCCGCGGUGCCAGGAGCCUGCUGCCGUUCGCCGCUGCCAUUGGGGUCCCGGAGGCGAGCCGCCGCGGAGCUCGGGGAGCGCCGCUGACCGGAGCUGCCCACUCGGGCCCUGCUCGCGGCGGAGCGCGGGAGGGGGCGCGCAGGUACCUGGGCGGCGCCGCCCGGCCGGAGCCCCCUCGGGGGGGCGGGGGCCGUUGGGGCGGCCCGGCCCGCCCGCCCCCCCCCCCCCCCGCGCGCGCGCCGCGGCGGUUGGGCGCGCGACGGGGGACGUGGCCCGGCGCCCGCGGGGAGGAUGGUGAAGCCGCCCCGCGCCCCUGCGCCGGGCCGAGAGCCGGCCGAGCCGAGCGGGGACAGUGCCGCCAGCGCCAGCCUCCGCACGGGCUGAGGGUGCCGCCGCCGCGCCGGGAGAUGAGCCGAGUUCCGCCGGGUGGUCGUUAACGGAAGGAUGACCACUCCCGCCCUGCUGCCGCUGUCCGGGCGGAGACUGCCCCCCCUGAACCUGGGGACCUCCUCCUUCCCGCACCACAGGGCUACCUUGAGACUCUCCGAAAAAUUUAUCCUCCUCCUUAUUCUUAGUGCCUUCAUCACUCUGUGCUUCGGAGCGUUCUUCUUCCUGCCUGACUCCUCGAAGCACAAACGCUUUGACCUGGGUUUGGAGGAUGUGCUAAUUCCUCACGUGGAUACCAGCAAAGGGGGCAAAAACCUCGGAAGCUUCCUGAUCCAUGGGCAAGGACACGAUGAGCACCGGCACAGAGAAGAAGAGGAACGUCUGAGAAAUAAGAUCCGAGCAGAUCAUGAAAAGGCCCUGGAAGAGGCUAAAGAAAAGUUGAAGAAAUCCCGUGAUGAGAUUCAAGCUGAGAUUCAGACAGAAAAGAACAAAGUAGUCCAAGAGUUGAAAAAGAAAGACAGCAAACCACUGCCCCCAGUUCCUUUACCAAAUCUUAUAGGGAUAAAUAGUGGAGAACCAGCAGACCCAGACAUCCGAGAGAAGAGGAAUAAAAUUAAAGAGAUGAUGAAGCAUGCCUGGAACAAUUAUAGGCAAUAUGGAUGGGGACAUAAUGAGCUCAAACCAAUUGCCAGGAAAGGACAUUCCACCAACAUAUUUGGAAACUCACAAAUGGGUGCUACCAUAGUAGAUGCAUUAGAUACUCUUUAUAUCAUGGGGCUUCAUGAUGAAUUCAGAGAAGGACAAGAGUGGAUUGACAAAAAUCUUGAUUUCAGCGUGAAUUCCGAAGUGUCUGUUUUUGAGGUCAAUAUUCGCUUCAUUGGUGGUCUUUUGGCAGCAUACUACCUUUCAGGACAAGAGGUUUUCAAGAUCAAAGCAGUGCAGCUGGCAGGAAAACUUCUUCCAGCCUUCAACACACCUACAGGUAUACCAUGGGCAAUGGUGAAUCUGAAAAGUGGUGUGGGUCGAAACUGGGGCUGGGCUUCUGCAGGCAGCAGCAUCCUGGCAGAGUUUGGUACUCUGCAUAUGGAAUUUGUCCACCUCAGCUACUUGACUGGGGACCCUGUAUACUACAACAAGGUUAUGCACAUUCGGAAGUUACUUCAAAAAAUGGAUCGUCCUAAUGGACUUUAUCCGAAUUAUUUGAAUCCAAGAACAGGCCGAUGGGGUCAGCAUCACACCUCUGUGGGCGGACUGGGAGACAGUUUUUAUGAAUAUUUAUUGAAAGCCUGGCUUAUGUCAGACAAGAUGGACACAGAGGCAAGGAAAAUGUAUGACGACGCGAUUGAGGCCAUAGAAAAGCAUCUCAUCAGAAAGUCCAAUGGAGGACUGACUUUCAUUGGGGAAUGGAAGAAUGGGCACCUUGAAAGAAAGAUGGGCCAUUUGACCUGUUUUGCAGGGGGAAUGUUUGCCCUUGGAGCAGAUGGUUCCAGAGAUGAUAAAGCUGGACAUUAUUUGCAACUUGGAGCUGAAAUUGCACAUACGUGUCAUGAAUCAUAUGACAGGACAACAUUAAAGCUGGGUCCAGAAGCAUUCAAAUUUGAUGGUGGCGUAGAAGCGGUGGCAGUACGACAGAAUGAAAAGUAUUACAUCCUAAGACCAGAGGUGAUUGAGACCUACUGGUAUAUGUGGAGAUUCACACAUGAUCCCAAGUACAGGCAGUGGGGCUGGGAGGCAGCACAGGCUAUUGACAAGUAUUGCCGAGUCAGCGGUGGCUUUUCUGGGGUCAAGGAUGUCUAUUCCUCAUCUCCUGCGUAUGACGAUGUACAGCAGAGCUUUUUCCUUGCUGAAACUUUGAAGUAUUUGUAUCUGCUUUUCUCCAAUGAUGACCUUCUACCUUUAGACAACUGGGUUUUUAACACGGAAGCUCAUCCUCUGCCCGUUUUACACUUAGCCAAUACCACACUGUCAGGAAAUCCUGCUUAUCGAUAAAAACAGCUCUAAGAAGAGAAAGAGUGACUGCUUUCAGCUCUGUUUUGUUUACAUGGACCACUUGAGACUUCAAGAUGGAGAGGAGGCAGACACUUGAUAAAUCUGGACUUCUGAGUGAAGUACUGGGGUGAGAAACAAAGCUCUUCAACAUAUAACUAAGUAAAACUGAAAAAAAGUUCCGUUUUAUACAUGACCAAAACACCCUAGUGUGGUAUUUGCAGGACAGAGACCUGCACUUUGAACUCUAGCAAGAACUGGAGUCUACUAUUUAAUAUAAAUGCAGCAGCAUAAGGAAGAAGAGGCUUUCCUGUCCAGGGACAGGAACUAGCUGCUGCUGCUGUUGGCUAUUGCAAGGAACAACGCACCAGUCACCUCUUUAGAUGGGGUGGGUUCCAAAUGCUUUCUUUUCUUUCUUAUUUUUGUUUGAGGAUGACAUGAACAAAGCAACAACAAAAAGCAGCACCACUGCACCAGCAGCAUCAGGAUUUGAAUUUUUUUCCUGUAGCUGUCUGAAUUUUCUAAUCAGCAUCAGUUUGCUCAGACUGGCAGCCAUUCUCGGGAACUCUAAAACUGUUGCCUCUUCAUUUUCCCUUUUUAAAAUAAUGCCUAAAGAUCUGUAUGCAUGCUCACACCCAGAAAACAGUUAGUAAGCAUUUCGUUUGUAGUUCACUGGCAGCAUCGUGGGCUUAGAUCAUUUGGCAAGCUACAGUCACAGUGUGGAGCAUAUCAUAGGGGUAGGAAAGAGCCUAAGCCUCCCUUCCUCACAAAUCCUUUCACAUGGGAAGUCCAUGUUCUCUUAUUUGUCCUGUUUGUUGAACCAAAGAUGACAACAUGACAAAAACAGUUUCUCGUGGCGUAUUUGACAGAAUAUAGCAUAUUGCAGUUAGAAAUGCUUCCUUUGAGCUAGUCAACAGGAGUUUGUUUUGUCACUUUAUGUUAGUCCAUACAAUCUGGAUUUCUCCUAAGAGUUAUCUUUCAUUCUUUGGAUACUAUCCAGAGAGUGUUCUUUGCAGAUUUGAAAUCUUGACUUAUUUUACUUCUGUGUAUGACAGAAGCUCAAAACAGCAUUUGAUUUAGUUUACAAAACUCUUUUUCCUCUGGGUGACCAUCUGCUUCAGUGCAAAGCAAACAUGAUCUUCGUUGGAAACAACAUAACAUCUCUUACAUAUGAGUGGAAAAAGAAGCUAUCAAGUCCCUUCUUCCAUUAGUUUAUGAGAAAUGAGAUGCUGUGUUACCAGCAUGUGUUUUUCCUGGGUAUUACUAGGCUGGGGUAGUCCAAACAGUUUGAGAUUAGGCCAGACAGUAAAUGUAGACUGCUUCAGUCUUCACUUACAAUUUUUAUUUAUUAAAAGAAGUGUAUUUUUUCCAAGUAUAUUUUCAUCUCUUUUUAUCAUUGCUCCAGAAUCCUUACCACUCAAAUGGUUCUUUUUAUUCCCCUUUACAGUUCCCAGAUCCUUUCGCCAUGGUGCCUCCCCCUUUUGCUGAAAGAGAACUGAGGUGCUUCUCUCCCUUCUAAUUCAUGCACAGGUUGAGUCUUUUAGAAAUCCUGAUUGUAUUUUCGUAUUAAAAGUCAGUGGAAGAACUCUCUUGAAUGAGCUACAGCAGUAUAGCAUAACAUCCAAAGGCACUGACUGCUAUAACUCCCUCCUCCUCUCUCCUGAAAAUGUUUAUAUGUGAAGUUUUAUAUAUAAAUGUUUUUCUCACCUUCAUAUAUAAUUUGUGUGGGUGUAAAUCACAUGCACAAUUGAGAAAAUCUGUCUCUGCAUUAAAGUGGGAUUUCCUGGAUAAAAUUUUCCUUCAGUCCUCUUUGGUAUUAAUUUAGACAUAAAAAUCAUCACUUGGCAUGUCAGCUUGGAUAUACAUGCUCUAAGAAAAAAUGUUAUUGGAUGCUUUUCUCCAGACUGUUACUUUAGAUUAAGAGUAGGAAGACAGAAAGUUUGGAAAACACUUCAGUGUCAACAUUUUUACCUUAAUACUAAUUACUUAGUUACUGUAAUUUACAGCAGUAGUUUAUAAAUAAUUUGAGAACUGAUAAAGUAAUUGAUAUAGCAGAUAAUCCUGAUUCAAGUAAUUGUUUACUUAGAAUUAGCUUAAUAAAUGGAUUCUUAUUACUGGCCCUACAUUAAUUUAUUUUUCUAAUUAAUAUUCAAUGACUUACUGAAUCAUUUUCCAUUUUAAGGUUCAGAUACAUUGUGUUUUCAAAUUGAGUUUUUCCCAUCCUGUAAGAACUGUUGUUAGUUUAAAACUGCACUUGAUUGCCUUUGUUCUCCUAAAUCUCUCUGGAUACAAAGGAGAAUGAGGAAAAACACUCUUCAGUUGAAGAAAAAAACCCAAAACCCAGCACCUUCUACCCCAGCCCAUCCAUACACUUCUCAAUAAAUGCCAGUCAGAAUGGCUGCCAGUCUGUUCAGAGAAAGGUAAAGGACAGAGUUCUGGAGUCCCAGAAAUAGAAACAGCAAACUUCUGCUCAUCGUUACUCUCCCAGCCACCUGUUUUGAAGUACAAAACAACCAUUCAAAUUUCUCCAUGAAUCCCAGUGGAUUAACUCACUGCCACAAGAAUGCUUGAAUUGAGGACCUAAGCCAUUUCAUGGUGAUGGGAUGGUAUUUUUCUCAGUGCAGAUGUACAGUCCUGCUGUUUCUUCUUUGUGUAGAAAAGCAGCAGGUACCAAAUAAAGGACACUUGUUUCUCAUUACCAAGUUACCCAAAGUUUGUCAAUUUCUACUCUAUCACUGUUUAAAAUGCAAACCAUCCUUUUCCUCCAGCAGCUACUGAUGUGCAAAGUCUAUAUCAAAAAUAAUGCAUUCUGUGGACUAAUUGCUGUGUCAUUCAUGAAUGUGAACAUCCUGAGAUAUCAUAGAGUAAGCUGAGUUUGGAGGUCGUGGGUUCUGAGCAAGGUGUGCAUAGUAACCAAGCAUGGAUAUUGAAGCUUCUACCCGCAGUGAAAUGCACUCUUUCUCAGCCCUUCACAAAGUAGUAGGUCCUGAUCUGCAGAAAGGAGUUAUGUGCAAACCAAAGUUCAGACUGUUUUCCCUAUUGGUACAUAAGGUACAGUCGAAUACUGUCAUUUUCAUUCUGUUGCUGCUGUCUUACAUACUUUCAUGAAGAUAGAGUGUAAGUUUAAGCACAAGAUGGCUUUUUAGUCUUAGUUGUUUCCAAGUCUCUCACUGUAUUCCGUAACAAAACAGUCCUCAAAUUCUUUAGGUAGCUGCUGCAUUUUAGCAAUUUCUACAAUUGCUUUCUCCUCUUACAGGAAAAGUACUUUCUCCUCUUACAAGAUGAAAUAACAGAAAAUCAUGUACAUUUUUGGCACAUUGGAUUUGUGCAAAAGCCUGGAUAUCCCAGAGUUGUCUAUUUUCUUUUUGCAUGCAUUCAAAACAAGGAUGUUUAGUUCUUUUCCUAAUCCAAGCCUCAAGCUUGCCUGUCGGUCAGGAUCUGCUAGCAGUAAAGUUUUUUCUAACACAGCUUGACUUUUCAAAGAAGCCAAAUUUCUGCAGCUUCCAUUGACCAACUUGGAGCUGUGUGCAUCCUGCAGUCAAGAAGUCAUCUUCUUAGCUUUGUCCUCUGAUUGAAAACAAACCCCUGAAUGAUAUUCUGGGUGUUCAUUUCGCUGCUCAAUAUGGUCCUUAAAAUUAAAUUCUUAAGAAGAACAUGCAAGACUGUAGGCACCCUGGAGUAAAGGGAAAACCAAAUAGUGUAGUUCCCUGAGUCAUUCACAUCUUUGAGGCUGCUUUGGCUCCCUACUCCAAAUUUGUGGAUGUCUCUUCUACCUCCCAUUUAUUGACAUAUUCUCACCUGAUAUUAUACAGGACUUGAAUACUGAGUCUCCAGUUUUGAAAAGUGAAGUCAGUCACUCUCUCCCCACAGUACCAUCCUGUAAGAUUAAAUAUCUACCCUGUCUUGAUUUAUAGCUAAGCAAAACUCUGUCUGGCUGUCCUUUAUGAUCCUCUCCUCUUCUGCUGAGGAAAUGAUACUAUAAACCUUCAUAAUGUGACUCUCCCUAGUUUGAAUGGAGAAGUGGUUAAUAGUAUUAACGCUGAAAGGAUCAACAAUGUCAUCUGACAUAUACAGAAAACAGUAAGGCAGUUUCCAUCUCAAGACUGUAAUAACAGAUUCUUAUCAAAUCGAGUUUGUUAUCUACAUUACUAAGUCUAGUUCGCAUUUUUAAAGGGACAAAUUAGAAACAGGUUUGUUACCAGAGAAAAACGAAAGCAAGCUGUUGAAUCACAUGGUAGUUCAGAGAUCUGUUUACCCUGAUACGACACCCCUCUUUCAGUCCUUGAAUUUUGAGAAACACUACUCUGAUUCGAUGGAGUUUGAGUUGCCAUACUAAGAGGAAAUCCGAGCUCUUUUUCAAGUUCAUGUACAUACAAGUGUAGCAGAAAUGAUGAGCAUUAGCUGUUUCUACUGUCAGCCCAUUUUAACAAACUGCUGUGUAAUUGCCCAGAAAAGUUGGGAAACAAACUGGAAGGAGACAGCCUGACUAGUUAUGCUUGGACUGUUGCCUUUAAUCCUAAUUGCUUUGUGGAAGUUGGUUUUGCAUUCUGCCUUUAUUCUUCCUUUGUCUAAAACUGACAGAUUAUUUUUUCCUCCGAAACAAUGAAAGGACAAGAGUCUAUCUUCUGACAUGGGAACCUUCUGGCUGCCUCUGACGUGGAAUCCUGCAUAUGUACUUUCUACAGAUUAAAAAUAAUAUUGUAUAUAAAAAAAAAUUGAAUAAAGAAUGUCUCUAAGUGA